Molecule: messenger RNA, 687 nt
Organism: Dovyalis caffra
Lineage: Eukaryota; Viridiplantae; Streptophyta; Magnoliopsida; Malpighiales; Salicaceae
Source: the annotation of a GenBank genome assembly
AUGGCACGUUGUGCAGCGGCAAGCACGGACGGUACCGAUACUCGAGAGGUUAAUCAAGGCAUAGCACAGUUCUACGACCAGUCGACUGGUGUCUGGGAGGACAUAUGGGGAGACCACAUACAUUACGGGUUCUGCGACCCGGUUUCCGGGACUGAUUCGGAUCACCGGGCUGCCCAGAUACGAAGGAUACAAGAGGCCCUCAGUUUCGCCGGCGUUUCGGAGGACCCAGGAAAAAGGCUAAAGAAUGCGCUUGAUGUUGGGUGUGGGAUAGGAGGCACCACCAAGUACAUAGCAAGGAAACAUGGAGCCAAAUGCAUAGGCAUCAACCUUAGUCCCAUCCAAAUCCAGAGGGCCAAUGCUCUUGCUGCAGCUGAAGGAUUAGCUGACAAGCCAUUUUCAGAUGGGCAGUUUGAUCUGGUUUUGUCAGUGGAGUGUGGAGAGUAUAUUCCUGACAAAAGAAAGUUUGCUGCUGAGUUGGCUACUCUGAAUGAGCUAGACCCAUUAACCAACAUGCUGAGUGGAAGUGUAGAGAAUUUGUCAUUUUCGCUUGAUAUUAAGGCAGCAGAUUGGACUCAAUAUAUUGCCCCAUUUCUUCCUUUAUUAUUUCGCUCGGCAUUGACAUGGAAGGGCCUGUCAUCUCUGCUGCCAUCUCUGCUGCGCGGUGGUAAGCUUAGCCUUCAUUGCUAG